UUAGUGGCGCUGCAUGAACAUGGCGGAGGCUCGUGAGAAGGUGAGCGCUCGAGCUCGUGCCCAGGUGAGCCGUGAGGAGAGACGCGCCCCUCCCCCCUCCUCCUCCUCCUCCCAGGAGCGCGCGCACCGUGCGCCUUUCUUCUUCCGGUUGGUGAGCGCGGCGCUGUACGGCUUCAGCUCCUUCCUCACUGUGGUGCUCAACAAAAGCGUCCUGAGCGGCUCCAGAUUUCCAUCGUCGUUAUGUGUGGGGAUCGGACAGAUGUUGGCAACUGUGUGUGUGUUGUGGGCAGGGAAAACCCUGAGAUUCAUCCACUUUCCAGACAUGGACAGAAACAUUCCACGCAAGACGUUCCCUCUCCCCCUCCUGUAUGCAGGUAAUCAGCUCACUGGCCUCCUGGGAACUAAACAAGUCAAUUUGCCAAUGUUCACUGUGCUCAGGAGAUUCUCCAUCUUAUUCACCAUGCUAGCAGAGAGCUACCUGCUCAGGAGGGCGUUUGCGUGGAGCGUACAGCUGACGGUGUUCACUAUGAUCUUUGGAGCGUUUAUCGCUGCCAGUACAGAUUUGUCCUUUGACCUCCAAGGCUACACAUCUAUCACAGUCAAUAACAUAUUAACUGCAGCUAACGGCGCUUACAUGAAGAAGAAACUCGACUCCAAGGAGCUGGGACAGUACGGCCUGCUGUAUUAUAACGCUUUAUUCAUGAUCAUACCCACUGUGUGUGUAGCCUACUACACUGGAGACCUGCAACAAGCUGCAGGUUUUGAUGGCUGGACUGAUUUAUACUUUCUCACUCAGUUUAUUCUCUCCUGUGUGAUGGGGUUUGUCCUCAUGUACUCCAUUGUGUUGUGCACACACUACAACUCCGCCCUGACCACCUCCAUCAUCGGCUGUGUGAAGAACGUCAUGGUAGCGUAUGUCGGGAUGGUGUUUGGUGGUGAUUACAUCUUCACCUGGUUGAACUUCAUCGGCUUGAACAUAAGCAUCGCCGGGAGCCUGGCCUACUCCUACAUCACCUUCACUCAGGAGGGCACCAAGAGCUCCUGAUGAAGAGGAUGGAUGAGCCUGGGAGGAGUGUGUUCAUGUUUUAUACAUUAAUUAUGUAAAAACUAAUUUUAAAAAGGAUGUAAAAUGGAUGAAGAUGCUGAUUGUCAGAUUGUUUUCAGUAAUAAUGCAGUGAAGGGCGUCGCCUCGACUGAUCUGAGAUCUGUACUAAUGGGCGUGGCCUGUAUUCUAAUGAGUAGUUUGAUUGACAACUCUUUGUCUGAGACUCCACCUGUGAUACCAGAGUGUGUGUGUAACUAUCGAGUGUUGCCCAGAAGAGGAUGGGUUCCUCUCUCGGUUUCUUCCUGGUGCGUGACGGCGGCUAUUGAUAAAAGUGCUGUAUCAAUAAAAGUAAACUGAAAUUGAA
Molecule: messenger RNA, 1409 nt
Organism: Neoarius graeffei (lesser salmon catfish)
Lineage: Eukaryota; Metazoa; Chordata; Actinopteri; Siluriformes; Ariidae
Product: nucleotide sugar transporter SLC35D2-like
Exons: 13
Coding region: 14-1045 (343 amino acids)
Cellular component (GO): Golgi apparatus
Molecular function (GO): antiporter activity; GDP-fucose transmembrane transporter activity
Source: RefSeq, a predicted model, not a curated record